AUGGUGGUCGUCGACGACCUUCCUAGCUGGGGUCAAGUUUGCAAACUGAGUGCACGCUUUGCUCAGAGCAAAGCCGACCUCAACAACGAGAUCCUGUGGCCCCUCACCGUCUACUGCCUCAUGUCCACGCCCCCGGACGUCGAUGCCUAUCCGAUGACCAUGUUUUGCAUCAGUGGUCAUGGCUUGGUUUUCGCUUGGUAUGUUGCCAUGUUCAAGGCCUUGGAGGCUGCAGACUUGGGAUACAUUCGCCAGCUCUGGCGCUGCGGCCUGAGCGCCUCGAUCACCCUCCACUGGACAAGCGUGCCACGGCAGAUUUUGAUGGUGGCUUUGUCGGCGUCUGAGAACUAUGGGAGCGCGGAAGACCUAGUGGAAACAUUCCCGGUGUUUGCCCAGCGCGUCGACGCCUUGCUUGCUGAGGGCGGCAAGUCGGCGUCGAAGUUGGAUGACCGAGUCGACUACUUGAACGAGAAGAAUGUCAAACACAGGGGCAACGUUUUCAACAAGGGCUUGCUCAAUGCCUGCAUAGCAAUGCGGAGAUUCUCGCCAAAGGCCUUGGCCACUUUGCGCAAGAUCUCCCAUGAGCAUGGGAACGCGGUGUUGACGGACGGGUACGUCAAACUGGACGACCUUGUCACGGAAGCCAUUGAGUGGACCGUGGAGUCGGCCUACGUCGCUUUGUCGCGUGCGGACUGCAAGGUCGACUUCUUCAAAACGCAGCACCUGGAGUCCUCCAAGGACAAGUCUCAGGCUGGCUGGUUUGUGGUGACCUUGCAGAAGUUCAUGCUCGUUCACCAUCUCCUGACGCUACCGGCCAAGUUGGAACUUCCGCUGCUGUCCGAUGCGUUGGAAAUGGUGUCCACACCGUCGGCGUGGGACCUCAACUUCCCCAAGGUCGAGACGGAGGAUGCGGAGUCGGAGGAGACCAGCAAAGGGGGCCCUGAGGCCAUCGCCCGCCUGGCCAAGUUGACGGAGGAGCAGAAAAGCUUCUUCAGCUUUGUGAGAAGCAUCCUGGAGGGAGACUUCAACGAGGACAUGAACGGCGUCUGUGGCGGCAAGAACUUCAAGAUGGUCGACGAGAUUUACAAGGAGGCUACCCCACACAAGAAGUUGGAGGUUUUCACGGAGUUCAACACGGUGUUGAAAGGCCUGAGUGCCGUGAAGGUCCAUGCCGCGACGUCGGAGUCGAGCGCUCCUAGCUUGAGUGUGAAGUCCUUGGCCAGGUUGAAAGACGAGGAGUCCCAGGACGCCCAGAAGAUGGAGCGCCAGGCUAUUUGGGCCAAGGCCCAGGCGCAGCGGAGGAAGCUCGUGAACUUCGCUGUUGCGUCAGAUUUGGCAACGGCAAUGGACAAGCCUCAGGCGGAGUCGGUUCGGUCCAUGACUGGCAAACUGAAUGAAAGCCACAGGUUGUUUGUCAUGUCGCUCGACUUGGUGUCGGAGUCGAGUGCCACCCCGUGGAGCACGCCCAGUGCAGUCGACAAGGCUGAGGUGCAGAGACUCUACAAGUUCAUGGAGAAGCAUGCGACACGGGAGUCGGACUUCAUCCUUGCAUUCUGCGGCAGGUCGGCGUCGAACCGACGAAUCUUGGAGGACUCCCUCAACGUGCUCAAUUGCCCUUCGACCGUCACGGAGAUGUGGGUCGCAUACUAUGGCAAGGACGACGAGCGGCCCGGUCGAAAGGUGUUCGGGGGCGCGCCCCAUCGGGAGGUCGGGUUCUUGAAGGGCAUGGUGGCGCGUGUUCGACUCACGACGAAGGACGACUUUAUCCCCACAGAGCAGGGCGCGGGGAACCGCGACUUCUGGUCGGCCAUCCUCGAGUACACAUGCUGCAAGUCGGUGGUCGACUGCACGCCGGGGUCGGGCAUGCUAGCAACGCAGUGUCUCGAGGACAACAUUCCGUACUACGGGCUGGUCAAGGGCAGCACCCACUUGGCGUGGGUGUCGAACGUUCUCGAUUUGGCAGCCUUGAAGAUGAUAUUGUCGGAGUCAGAGCACCCGCUCUAUCAGCAAUCCUUGAAAGAGUGCAUUGAGCAGCAUUUUCAAGACGAGAUGAUGGACCGCACAUUCGAGCUCACAGAGGAUGAGUGCAAGGGCCUGCGCGGCGAAGACGACGCUAUAAAGGCGUAG
Symbiodinium sp. CCMP2592 is the source of this 2124-nucleotide messenger RNA. NCBI's taxonomy places the organism in Eukaryota, Dinophyceae, Suessiales, Symbiodiniaceae. The record is from the annotation of a GenBank genome assembly.